AUGACUAUCCACUUUCAAGUGUCCGGUCAGGUUUGCGCCUUCACUACGGCCGUCUGGUUUCCAUCCCGAUCAGCCCUCAUUGCCUACCCAGCCCCUCCUCCUUUAGUACCAUCUUUGCCCGCUGCGGAUCUCUCCCGAUCCCACUUUUCUUCUCACUCUCUUCGUCAUGCAAACACCCUCUUGCCCCCCACUUGGAGGGAGAAAGAAUUAUUGUUGGCUCUCCCUUUAUGCGUCAAAUGCAGAAACAUUUCUAAGGCUGGCCUUUAG
Messenger RNA from Protopolystoma xenopodis, 267 nucleotides. Lineage: Eukaryota; Metazoa; Platyhelminthes; Monogenea; Polystomatidea; Polystomatidae. The record is from the annotation of a GenBank genome assembly.